GAAAAACGAGGUUAGAAUUUAGAAUAGAAAUUAGAAUAGAAUUUUGAACUUUAUAGUCCGAUCUAAUCUGAAGUCAGUUGAAUGCAUUGGCCUAAAAAUACUAAAACAAAGAAGUUCAUGCGCUUUUAAUGUAAUUGUUAACUCAGAAUAUCUACUUUAGCGUAUUUACCGUACAAUUUAUUAAAAAUGAACGGCGAAUCAGUCAUAAACGCGGAAAAAGCUUAUUUAUUGUCGGUUAUUUCAACUUUCAAGAGCUACAGAGAGCAGUCUUUACUUAGAAUUCAGCAUAAAGAAAGCAGCCUCGACAGUCUCCCCUGUCAUCACAAACAAUGGUUACAAAAGUAUAACGAAGAUUUGGAAAAAAUCAAGAAAUGUAUAGAGAAAAAUCACGAAUUUAUUCCGCUUGUUUUACGCUAUGCUCACUGUAUUUUCGGUAAUUUUUAUAGGGAAGAACCUACCGUACCCCGCGAACAAGAAAUUCAAACCCGAUCGGAAGGAAUAGACAAAGUACAAGCUGUAUUCAAACAGUUAAUGCGCGACUGGAGCUCGUUAGGAGCGCCGGAGCGCAAACAAUGCUACGAGCCGAUUUACGAAGAAAUAUUUGCCAAUUAUCCAGAAGAUAAGUUCGACAGAAGUAUGAUUAGUGUUUUAGUGCCUGGAGCGGGUCUUGGUAGAUUGGCAUUUGAAAUCGCUUCGAAGGGUUUCACCUGCCAAGGGAACGAAUUCAACGUUUUCAUGCUUAUCGUUUCCUAUUUCGUAUUGAAUCUGUGUAAAAAAGUGGACGAAUACGAGGUUUACCCUUGGAUUCAUCAAUACACAAACAAUUUAAAAGCAGAAGACCAAAUGCUCGGGAUCAGAUUUCCUGACGUUAUUCCUAUUCCUACACCGGGCAGUGGUUUUUCCAUGACAGCAGGUGAUUUUUUAGAGGUUUAUACAGCCGCAGACGAAUGGAAUUGCGUUGCGACGUGUUUCUUUAUUGAUUGCGCUCCGAACGUAGUACAAUUUAUAGAAAGCAUAUUUAAUAUUCUCAAACCCGGUGGAUUGUGGGUGAAUUUGGGCCCGUUGUUGUACCACUAUUCCGAUAUUAGAAGAGAGAAUAGUGUAGAACCCAGCUUUCAAGUAGUUUUGCAGGUUAUCAAAAGGAUCGGUUUCGAACUGGAAAAAUGUCAAACGCACGUAAAAACGAAAUACUGUCAAAAUCCGAUGUCAAUGUUGCAGUACGAAUACGAUAGUGUAUUUUUCGUUUGUCGCAAACCUAACAUAAUCGAAGACAAAUCUGACGAACCCAUGAUUGACAUUAGUGAUAACGAAGUUGUUUUAAACGAUUCAAAGUGAUAAGUUGCGUAUAACAUAAGUUCGUUUAUAUCAUUACUUUAUGUUGAAUAGAACGUCAAGUACAAAUAUUGAAUUUAUGUUAUAUGAAACGGUACCUAAAAUUUUACUUUUGUAACUUUCAGAACAGUUUGCAAAUGUUCAAAGCAAUGCUAAAUGCACAGCUUCCUUCCAGUCACGAGUUAUUAAGAAAUUCGAUAUUUAUGAAUCUCGAUUUGAACAUAUUUAAAAGAUUUACGCGAGAACAAAAAUAUUUUAAUAAUCUUUUAGACUGCUAUUAAAGACUGCUAAUAAUUUGUAUACUAAGGUAAAUUUCUAGUCAACCGUUGUGGCAUUAAACAGUCUGUUUUUGAAUAAUCUUGUUUCAGUUUUCUGUAAAAUAUCAUGUACUAAAUGGAUAUUUGGAAACUAUAUAUGGUAUGUUUUGAAUCGAAGUUCACUAGAGUAGAGCAUUGUUCACUUAGCAUUGUUUUGUAACAGAUCUUCGGUAAUAUUAUUUUAAUUUUUUUUACGAUAAAUCGUUUUUUGUGAUACUUUAUAUAGGUAUGUUAAAAUGUAAAUUGAAU
This is a messenger RNA of Phyllotreta striolata, 1898 nucleotides long. Lineage: Eukaryota; Metazoa; Arthropoda; Insecta; Coleoptera; Chrysomelidae. The record is from the annotation of a GenBank genome assembly.